Kazachstania africana CBS 2517 is the source of this 1236-nucleotide messenger RNA. RefSeq names its product type I HSP40 co-chaperone YDJ1 (gene YDJ1). Gene Ontology annotation, biological process: protein refolding; response to heat. The record is from RefSeq and is a predicted model, not a curated record. Gene Ontology annotation, molecular function: ATP binding; Hsp70 protein binding. The transcript has a single exon. Lineage: Eukaryota; Fungi; Ascomycota; Saccharomycetes; Saccharomycetales; Saccharomycetaceae. Gene Ontology annotation, cellular component: nucleus; cytosol; cytoplasm. Bases 1 to 1236 code for a protein of 411 amino acids.
AUGGUUAGAGAAACAAAGUUAUACGAUAUCUUGGGUGUUUCACCAACAGCUUCAGAUUCUGAAAUUAAGAAAGCUUACAGAAAACAAGCUUUGAAAUAUCAUCCAGAUAAGAAUCCAAGUGAAGAAGCCGCUGAAAAAUUCAAAGAAGCUUCUUCUGCCUACGAAGUCUUGUCAGACUCAGAAAAGAGAGAUAUUUAUGAUCAGUUCGGUCAAGAUGGUUUAAGUGGAAAUGGUGGUAUGCCAGGUGGUGCCGGUGGUUUCGGCUUCGGUGAAGAUUUGUUCUCUCAAUUCUUCGGUGGAGCUGGUGCUUCCAGGCCUAGAGGUCCACAAAGAGGUAGAGAUAUUAAGCACGAAAUUAGUGUCAGUUUAGAAGAAUUAUACAAAGGUAAGACUUCUAAAUUAGCUUUAAACAAACAAAUUUUAUGUAAGACUUGUGAAGGUAGAGGUGGUAAGAAGGGCGCCGUCAAGAAAUGUUCCAGUUGUAACGGUCAAGGUAUUAAAUUUGUGACUAGACAAAUGGGUCCAAUGAUUCAAAGAUUCCAAACUGAGUGUGACGUUUGUCAUGGUACAGGUGAUAUUAUCGAUGCAAAGGACCGUUGUAAAGAUUGUCAUGGUAAGAAAAUCGCCAAUGAAAGAAAAAUUUUACAAGUUAAUGUUGAUCCAGGUAUGAAAAAUGGUCAAAAAGUUGUAUUCAAAGGUGAAGCCGACCAAGCUCCAGAUAUCAUCCCAGGUGAUGUUAUCUUUGUCAUAAGUGAAAAACCACACAAGCAUUUCCAAAGAGUUGGUGAUGACUUAAUAUACGAAGCUGAAAUCGAUCUAUUGACCGCCGUUGCAGGUGGUGAAUUCGCCUUAGAACACGUCUCUGGCGAAUGGUUGAAGGUUUCCAUCGUUCCAGGUGAAGUCAUUGCUCCAAAUAUGCGUAAAGUUGUCGAAGGUAAAGGUAUGCCAAUUCAAAAAUACGGUGGCUACGGUAAUUUAAUCAUUAAAUUCUCAAUCAAAUUCCCAGAAAACCAUUUUGCCGAUGAAGACACUUUAAAGAAAUUAGAAGAAAUCUUACCUGCAAGAAAACCAUUACCAACUUUCCCAAAGAAUGCAAUUGUCGAUGACUGUGUUCUAUCCGAUUAUAACCCAAGUAGACACGAUAACUCUCGUGGUGCUAGAGGUGGUGCUAGUUACCAUUCUGAUGAUGAAGAUGAAGGUCAAGGUGCUGAAGGUGUCCAAUGUGCAUCUCAAUAG